AUGGCAUCGUUUCACCUGCCUCCUCCUCCUCUCCCCAGCCUCAGGACUCUUCCAGUAGAGAUUCUUUCCAUGAUUGGUGCCGGCUGUGAGUGGCGGGACAUCGCGGCCCUCAGGCGUGUCAAUCGGCUUUUCGACAGCGUGUACGGCGAAGAGUUCUACACACGCAAUGUCAAGGAGUACAACACUGAUCUAGCAGUAUGGGCAGCAGCAAACAGCCAGACCAAAGUACUGGACCGCUUAUUCAAGAUGAACAAGGAGAUCACCCAACAGCAUUGGAUUGUCGAAUCCCGAUACCUUGAUCGGCAUACAGACUUCUUGAGGCUUGAUGACCCGGAAUGGGGAAUAGACAUCGUCUGCACAUUGUCCCAUGUUGCUGCAGCAUCUGGACACAACGAUGUGAUCAAGUGGCUGGUUUCACAUGGAGCUGAUCUCCAACUAGGGAUUUGGAGAUAUGGGUUUUCACCAAAAUUUGCACCAACACCUGACAGGGUAUCUUGCGGCUGUGACUGUACGCUUUGGACGUUGGCUUCCUGGGACCGCGGUCUGAAUCCAUCCCCCAAUUGGACGCCCCUCCACAUGGCAAUAUGUCAUGGGCAGACACGAACAGUUCAGCUUCUGUUAGCACAUGGGGUUACCGCGGACAUGACCUGGCCCCCAAGAUCAGCCGAAACAACCGACGAAGAGGAGUACAUCUCGGCCCUCGCCGUUGCUGCGUCGCAUGGCUACGCUGACAUCGUGAAACUACUUUUCAUGCGAGAAGACUGCGAUCCCCACCAUGCGGACCAUUAUGGCAACAACACGCUAUGCUAUGCCGGCUGUCGUGCCUAUCACCCUACGGUCAUCGCGAUGCUAUUAGCCGCGGGGACCGACCCGCUUCACAGAUCUUAUCAUCCGGAUCAAUAUGAGGUUAUGCCUAUGCCUUUUGAAAAAGCCUUGGACGAAUGUCGGUAUAGCGAGGCCCUCAGCAUGUGGAAAGCGGGAGGAGACAGAUGGUUACAAGAGGCUGAUGAGUACGCUUGGCGCAGGAUGGAAGAACAUCUGAAACAUCUUUUCGGGCGCUCUAAAUCCUACCACUGCUGCGAGUCCUGCUGCGAGACCUGCAGCGAGUCCGAUUGUACUCAGGAUACAGAUCUUGAACUGUCCGGGCUUUCAAGCCCGUCCCACCUGCCUCCAGGAAGAUUGCAGGAUGAAUGGCGAGAAGCCAGAGAGGCCAUUGCGGUGGCAUUUAUGACCGCAAGUCCCGCAAAGAUCAGGCUUGCCCGCGAGCAUCGGUCGAACUUCAAGUCGCCAUUGUCCUGCUCGCUAUGGGUCGCACUGCACAGCACAGUCAGAAGCGUUGAGAGAGUGCUAAUUGAUGGCGCAGAUCCCAACUCGUGGAUUUACAGGGACAGUGAAGCUGGGGAAACAGUGGCCACGCCGCUUACGUACCUGGCAACCCGGUCCAACACAUGCAUCAAUGACCGCAAGGACAAGAUCCGAUUGCUCCUCGCCUAUGGAGCUCGCCUCGAUGGACCCAGGGAGCCUCUCCGGCUGAUGAUGAAGGACCCCUUCUGGUCUCAAGACGUGGAAGAAUACAUCCUAAAGCACUCAACUCAGCGCAACCUACCGCACGCGUACGCUGCGCGUAUGGCACUCGAGAUCUAUUUCGGUACUCGGUAUGAAUCUUUCAGGCGCCUGGCUAGCUACUUCAAGACAACAACAUGCAGCCUCACCCGCCACUAUGUGCAGGUAAUCGUUGAAGACGCACUCAUAGCCGAUCGGGCCGAACCCCUCCGGAUCCUCACAGAGCUUGGUAUCAUAUCAAGAGACGAGGUUUCGCGGCGGGCCUCAGCGCGUGAGCUACCCAAAGUCCACAUGUGGUUGGACAGCAUGGAGGACAUUGUUGGUCCCGCUGAUGGGUGUGGCAGAUGGUGUUACGAGUUGGACAUGUACGAUGAUCUUGAGGAUCACUGGGGCCCGGAAUCGUGA
Thyridium curvatum is the source of this 1968-nucleotide messenger RNA. RefSeq lists its product as uncharacterized. Gene Ontology annotation, molecular function: protein binding. Lineage: Eukaryota; Fungi; Ascomycota; Sordariomycetes; Thyridiales; Thyridiaceae. The record is from RefSeq and is a predicted model, not a curated record. The coding region runs from base 1 to 1968 and encodes 655 amino acids. The transcript has a single exon.